Molecule: messenger RNA, 768 nt
Organism: Brugia pahangi
Lineage: Eukaryota; Metazoa; Nematoda; Chromadorea; Rhabditida; Onchocercidae
Source: the annotation of a GenBank genome assembly
AUGAAUAUCAGCCGUCUGCAGAGCCUGCUUUUUUUGCAAAUGAAUCAGUCAUUUGUUGUAAGCAUGGCCAUAAAUGCAAAGAAAACUACAGUCGAAAAUUCGACAAGAAGAAAAUUUCUUCAUUAUGGCCAAUAUCUGAACUACUUGAUUGGGUUGGCCAAGCCCCUAAUCUGUGAUCUACACAAUCAAAUCAAUGAUGAAUAUAGUCAACCCAAUGAUCGGCACAGUGGACACAUGAAUAAUCAGUAUGACAACAUUUCUAUAAAAUAUGGUGAUUUGCUGGAAAAGUCAAUCAAAACAUCAAAUAGUGAAUCGCUUUUCCAACAAAAACCACUGCACAAAAACAAUGCUGCGCAGAUGUGCCCAGAAAAUAUUUCGAAACUGAAAGUUCUAUACAGCUUCUAUCUUGGACAAAGAUCUAGAUCAGCUUCCAUUCCACUAACAGAGAUCCCCCAAAAUUUUGGUUUAUAUCACGAACUACCAGAAGAUGUCAGCAAUCUAGAUAAUUUGAAACAUUACGCUUCUCUAAACAUCGUUUUCGUAAACAACGAUUUGGAAUACAGGCAUCUGCCGAUACAAGAAGGUUUCGUAGACGGGAAACGAAGGCUGUUUGUACAGUGUGGUAAUAAAAAUAUCCUGCCGUUCAAGAAGCUCGAACACCUAGUCCAACAUUACGCCAACACGUUCGCGUAUACCGAUAGCCAAGGUCGAAGAUGCCGUUUUCCUGAUAAUCCAAUUGAAGAACCGACUCACAAGCAUAUCAUUUGA